AUGGAUAGUGCCGAAGUCCGUAGAACGUUUAUUGAUUUCUUCAAGAAUGAGAAGGACCACGUCUACUAUCAUUCCUCCAGUGUUAUUCCACAUGACGACCCAACUUUGCUUUUUGCCAAUGCUGGAAUGAACCAGGUAAAGCCUCCUUUAAAGGGGCUCCUUUAUGCUAUUGUCUUCAGUACAAACCAAUCUUCCAAGGAGUUGUUGAUCCCUCGAGCGAUUUGGCCAAAUUGAAGCGAGCUGUGAACACCCAGAAGUGUAUUAGAGCUGGUGGAAAGCACAAUGAUUUGGAUGAUGUAGGAAAAGAUGUUUACCAUCACACUUUUUUCGAGAUGUUGGGAAAUUGGUCUUUUGGAGAUUAUUUUAAGGUACGUUCCGCUUUUUAAAACUAUUUUCAAUGUUUAGAAAGAGGUUUGCAACUGGGCAUGGGAAUUGCUCACCAAAAAACUGAAGAUUGACGGGGACCGUCUCUAUGUCAGUUAUUUCGGUGGAGAUGAAGCUUCUGGACUUGAGCCCGACCUCGAAUGUAAGCAGAUCUGGCUGGACAUUGGGUAAGCUAGUUGUCAAAUCUAUCUAUGUCUUUAGUAUUCCCGAGAAUAGGAUUCUCCCUUUCUCAAUGAAGGAUAAUUUCUGGGAAAUGGGUAACGUUGGACCUUGUGGUCCCUGUUCAGAGAUCCAUUAUGACCGAAUUGGAGGUCGAGAUGCCUCCAGUCUGGUUAAUGCCGACGAUCCCAUGGUUGUGGAGAUCUGGAAUUUGGUGUUCAUUCAAUUCAACAGGGAAGAAGAUGGCUCUUUGAAGACUCUGCCAAACAAACACAUCGAUUGUGGUCUCGGAUUGGAAAGAUUGGUGGCUGUGAUGCAACAAAAGACGUCCAAUUAUGAUACCGAUUUGUUUACUCCAAUCUUUGAUGCUAUUGCACAGGUAAGGAAGUCCGUAUUUUGUAUGAAAUUUUGAUUUUUAGAAGACUGGAACGCGCGCUUAUACCGGUAAAGUUGGCGCCGAAGAUGCGGAUGGCGUUGAUAUGGCCUACCGAGUUGUGGCUGAUCAUGUGAGGACCUUGACUAUUGCCUUGAGCGAUGGCGGUCGUCCAGAUUCUACUGGAAGAGGGUGGGUUUGAAUUAAGCUUUGGAAAAAAUAUGUAUAAUGUAGUUAACUUCCUUUUAUUUUAUUUUAGAUAUGUAUUGCGUCGUAUAUUGCGUCGUGGUGUUCGUUACGCAACCGAAAAGCUGAAUGCCAAGCCCGGUUUCCUUGCCAGUUUGGUUCCUGUGGUCGUUUCCAUACUUGUAAGCCGUAUUUUAACUCAAAAAUUAUUUAACGUUUAGGGUGAAGUCUUCCCAGAAUUGAAGAAAGACCCAGAAACUGUCAUUGACAUCAUCAAUGACGAGGAAACUCAAUUCCUGAAGACGCUGAACAGAGGCCGGAUUUUAUUCUUGAAGGCAGUAAAAGAAUUGCCUCAGGGCGAAAAGAGAUUCCCCGGAUCGAUUGCCUGGAGAUUGUACGAUACGUAUGGAUUCCCUGUGGAUCUUACUCAGUUGAUGGCUGAAGAAAAGGGACUUGAAGUGGACUUGGAAGAGUAUGAAAAAGAGAAACAAAUCGCUUUGGAGAGAUCGGCUGGAGGUGUUGGACGAUUCCAAGAGACUGUCGAUUUGAAUGUGCAUGCCAUCGCUGAACUCCGAGAGAAGGGAGUUCCCACCACUGAUGACUCUUUCAAGUAUUUGUACAGGGAUGACGGGAAGAAGGGGCUCGAAGCCAAGUAUAUCUUUGAGAAAAUCAAGGGGAAAGUCCUCGCUCUGAGAAGAAAUGGAGAAUUUGUUCAGACUCUGGAGAAUGGAGAAGAUGGGGGUGUUAUUCUGGACAAGACCUGCUUCUAUGCCGAACAGGGAGGACAGAUCUACGACACGGGAUAUUUAACCCUUGGAGAUGACAAGGUGAGACACAAAGCGUUAUACUGACUUAGAUUUAGAGUACCUCGUUUAAAGUGGAGAAUGUCCAGGUUCGUGGUGGAUAUCUAUUGUUCAUUGGAACCUUGGAAGGAGAAUUGAAUGUUGGAGAUAUUGUUGAUCAAGAAUUUGAUGAGGUAAGAUCUUGUCCCAGUCGGUUUUAUUUAUGGUUUAGGAAAGAAGAUGGUUGAUUAUGAAAAAUCACACCGGAACUCAUGUUCUCAACUAUGCCCUGAGGAAGGAACUCCCUGAUGUUGAUCAGAAGGGGUCCCUGGUUGCUGAAGAUCGUAUGAGAUUCGAUUUCACCGCGAAACAAGGACUCAAAGUAGAGCAGGUUAAGAAGGUCGAGGAGGUUGCUCAGACCGUUAUCGAUACUCACAACACGGUAUACGCCAAAGAAUGCAGUUUGGCUCAAGCUAAAGAAAUUGAUGGAUUGCGAGCCGUUUUUGAUGAGGUGAGUAAAACUAUUCAGGUUCAUUUGAUUUGGAUACGGUGUUGGGAGACGUUUAUGUUUUGUAUUUUAGACCUACCCCGAUCCGGUCCGAGUAGUCUCAGUUGGAAUCCCAGUGGAAGAUCUCAUCUCCAACCCCAAAUCGGGUAAAGCCAACGAAACAUCUGUUGAAUUUUGUGGAGGAACGCAUCUGAAGAAUGUUGGUCACAUUGGAAAUUUGGUUAUCAGUAGUGAAGAAGCCGUGGCAAAGGGAAUCCGAAGAAUCGUUGCCUUGACUGGGCCAGCUGCUGUCUCCGCAAUCCAAAGAGCCAACAGAGCUGAGGAUCGAGUCACAAAGCUCUAUGAGAAGGUGAAGAAUGACCCCAAGAUCAUCGAAGACAAGGCCGUGUUCAAGAAGUUAAUCAAAGAAGCUAAUGAACUUGUGGAAGAGCUAAACCCAAUGUUGUUGCCCUACUGGAGAAAGGAUAAGAUCAGAAGUUUGGCAAAGGAAACUCAGAAGUUGUUGGACAGUUAUGACAGAAAAGCCAAGGCUGCCAUCGCCGAUAAAGUCGUCCAAGAAGCCAAGGAUAUCAACGAGAACAACAAGGAUAAGGUCUUGGUUCAUGUGUUCACAGAGGGUGCAAAUGGAAAAGUAAGCUUGAUAAUUCUUUUUGAAACAAGUUUAAUUUGCCGAAUUAAUUUAUCAUGUUUUUUUUUAAAUUCAGGCCUUGGAUGGAGCCCUGAAACAGCUGAAGAACCAUCAAGCAGUCAUCGCCUUCUCUGUCCAAGAUGAUAUUGGAAAGUUGGCUGUGAUUGCACGAGUUGAUAAAGAGCUGAAUAAGAAGGGAAUCAAGGCCAACGAAUGGGUCAACAAAAUCUGUGAAGUUGCUGGAGGAAGAGGUGGAGGAAAGGAUCUUCAAGCACAAGCAGUCUGUGAACGGGUUGAAAAGUUGGAUGAGGCCGUGGAAUUGGCCAAGAAACUGACUGCUGUUGCCUUGGAUUAA
Messenger RNA from Bursaphelenchus xylophilus (pine wood nematode), 3375 nucleotides. The record is from the annotation of a GenBank genome assembly. NCBI's taxonomy places the organism in Eukaryota, Metazoa, Nematoda, Chromadorea, Rhabditida, Aphelenchoididae.